GCAGCGACAUCAGUAUAGGCUGAGAGGCAGACACUCGUCUUACAAACACUGCAGAGACUAAAUCAGUGCUGCCUGACCUCUGCUGGACUUGCAGACCAAGUUCUGCACCUGCGGUUUCUUUCUCAUUGACCUGCGAUUGGGGGAGUAAGUGGUCGAUGAAGGUUUAUUGAAAGGUCUUCUCUGGUCACUGAUCCUGGACUAAACAUCGUUUAAUCCUGCUGUGAGUAAAGCCAGACAUCUUAUCUCAAGAGAAAGGAUGGAUCUAGUGACAGUCGCAGUCUCGCUCCACCUCCUCCUGAGUUCUGCAUUGGCCGUGUCACAUCACUCAGUCAUGGACAGCCUCCUCUACGCCAGAGCUGCCCUGGAGUUGCUGGAUGAGCCAUUGAGAUUUGACCCGUGUUGUCUCAUGUCACCACCUCCUCCACCCCUCUACCCACCGCCUCCACAACUUUGGAAGCGAGGAAGUCCGGUCGGACUGGGCAUGCUGCAGCCACCUGUGACUCCCGACGGAGAGCGGCAGAAAGAAGCACGCGGAUGUGCGGUGGGGCCCCCCGGACCACCAGGACCCCGUGGCCCAGAGGGUCAGAGUGGAUUACCUGGUAUCAGAGGACCAAAGGGGGAGAAGGGAGAAAUUGGGCGUCCAGGGUCGAAGGGUCGCACUGGAGCACCAGGCCUCCCGGGGAAACCGGGAGUUCCAGGCUGGCCAGGGAAUGAAGGUCCAAAGGGUGAAAAGGGAGAUCCGGGCCUGAUGGGACUACCUGGCCUGAGGGGACCACCAGGUACAAAGGGUUUGACUGGUUAUAAAGGAGAGAAGGGGGCUCAUGGUGACCCUGGUACAGCAGGACCAAAAGGUGACAAAGGGUCCAUCGGUUUGCCAGGGAUGCUUGGGCAGAAGGGUGAGCAGGGACCAAAGGGAGAGCCAGGGAGCCCUGGAAAGAGAGGACCCACAGGGCGACCAGGGAAAAGAGGCAAACAGGGGAUGAAGGGACAUUCAGGAGCAGCAGGAGUUAUGGGCCCUCCAGGACCACCCGGUCCAAAUGGUAUACCUGGACCCCCAGGGCCUCCUGCCUCAGGAGUUUAUCUUGUUGGAGAAAAGGGAGACAAGGGUCUUCCUGGACCACCAGGUCACUGCGAGUGUGACACCAGUAUCAGAGCCAACAACGCUCCAUUUGGAAGCUACACACAACGGGGCAGCGCCAGCAAAGUCCCAGCUAUAUUUGUGGUAAACAGCGAGGAGGAGAUGAACCAACUGCACCUUGACAACACCAUGGCUUUCAGGAAGGAUCAAAGGACGCUUUACUUCAAAGAUAAAGAUGGAUGGAAGCCCAUUCAGCCUUUCCAGUCAUACCAGUCCACAGAGAAGGUUCCGGAUAGAGUCGGUGUGUGUGGAGACGGGAAGGUGCAGGCCCAGCAUGGGGAGGAGUGUGAUGAUGGAAACCAUAUCGUCACUGAUUCUUGUCUGAACUGCAAGUGGGCCUAUUGUGGAGACGGAUACAGACAUGAGGGGAUCGAGGAGUGCGAUGGGAAAGACUUUGGUUACCAGACAUGCAAAAGCUAUCUACCUGGAUCCUUCGGACGACUCAGAUGCACAGACUCCUGUCUCAUUGACUCCACUGGCUGCAAGUACUUCACUUGAACAAAGUUGCAGCUUUGCAAUUCCUCUUAACGAAGGGUUUAAACUUCAGGCUUCCGCUGAAGUGUCACCUUCCAUCGGAGCAAGUGGUGGACCUGUGUUUGAAAGCAGAGACAAAUAGAUCAUCACGGGAAGCGUAAAGGAUUUUGAUUUGCUGUGACCGUUCCGGCACGGGCCUUGUCCACAGACCCAUGGCGAAUAGUUUCUUUUCUGUUUCUUGGACACAGAAACACAUUUAAAACUCGGAACACACGUUUGAUAUUGUGUGCAUCCUUCAUUUUAGAGAAUGUAACUCCUCUACUAGAGCUCACUCGGACUAAAUGACAAGCAAUCUUUGGAUUGUCAUGACCAUCGUCUCCAUGAUUUUCAUGCCACUGGCUGCAGCACUGUUAUCAACACUGGCAAAGGUGGCAGACAACUCUAAUGACUGUAUCUGAUCAAAGGGAAUGUAUUUGACUUGUUGACUGUUAAUGCAAUAAUGGAAGCAAAAGGACUAUCCAAGGAGGCUACUGUUAAUGUAACACAACGUGCAAAUGUUUCUACUCCCGUGCAAUAUUUUACACCUAUAUAUACUUGUGCUUUUGUGUGCCAUGCUAUAACAUGCAAUAGAAAACUUGUGGUGAAUGUUUACGUACAUGUCGUAGAUUGUCUGAUACAUCAACUUGUUACUGGAUGUGUUUCUCGCCACGCAGCAUGAUUGUAAAUCAGCA
This is a messenger RNA of Synchiropus splendidus (mandarinfish), 2343 nucleotides long. RefSeq names its product acetylcholinesterase collagenic tail peptide-like. Gene Ontology annotation, molecular function: heparin binding. Bases 257 to 1636 code for a protein of 459 amino acids. The record is from RefSeq and is a predicted model, not a curated record. The transcript is spliced from 18 exons. NCBI's taxonomy places the organism in Eukaryota, Metazoa, Chordata, Actinopteri, Syngnathiformes, Callionymidae.